Molecule: messenger RNA, 4848 nt
Organism: Salvelinus fontinalis (brook trout)
Lineage: Eukaryota; Metazoa; Chordata; Actinopteri; Salmoniformes; Salmonidae
Exons: 14
Coding region: 427-2586 (719 amino acids)
Source: RefSeq, a predicted model, not a curated record
AAGGAGUGGCCGAACCUCUCAUCCACUGAUACCACUCUCAGCCAAUGAGCAGAAGAUGCCUAAUCACUGUCAAAUAACCGUCUUUGCCAUUGGCUUGGAGGUGGAACGGGACCCUAGGGAGCCACUCAAGCAUCACUCCGGGGAACGGUCCCGUGCUCCUGCUGUAGUAAUCAAGUCGAACGGAGCGCAGCGCGGCAAACUGCUACUUUCCUUCCACUAUGCGCGUCUCCGUGGAGCAAACGCACCGCUCUUAACGCCCGAUAUCUGCGGUGCGGAACGGUUCUUCUCUCUCUGCACUUGGCUACAGUUUUACUGUGCACCUAAAAGGGGUUCGACUCUCGUAUAUCUAGGUGGAUGAAUGUAUGAUUCUGCCACACAGUUUGUACUCAGCACAGUAACGUUUAAUGCAAUAUCUAUAGUUUCUUCAUGGCGUCUCAACAGCAGUCAAGAAUUCAGUCUUAUCUGGAGAAAAAUAAAAUUGGACCGUUGUUUGAGGAGAUGAUGGCCAGUCUGAUCAGCCAGACCCCGGACCACCCUGUCCCCUUUCUCAUCAGUCACCUGCAGACCAAGCCAGGCAGCCCCGGCAAGUUGCACAGAACGCUGGCGGGCUCCGCCGCUCUGUGGGCCCAGAGCGGUGCAGCAGAGAAUAAGGGAGAUCCUGACCUCAGGACGCAUGAGAGGCCCUGGCAGAUCCACCCUAACAAACCCACGAAAUCCAAGAGUGAUGUGGCUGUAUCUGACGUCUCCCCUCCUUCAGCAGAGUCUAAAUCCUUACCGCGAUCUAUAGAGCAGCCGUGGUGGGAACGGAGGGAGAGCAGAGACUUUGAUGAACUCAACCUCAUCCUGCAGGAGAGCAAGACGCUGGGCAAGGCUCUGGAGAACCUGUCACGUAGUAUCGCUGUUUCUGAUGAACUUGAUCAGAGCCUGGGAUGGUAUAACUCAGUGCUGCAGCCCAGGGUGGUGGGGGAGUGGGUGGGCAGGGAGGAGGAAGACCCCGACCCACUGGCAGCAGAGAUGCUCCAACCCCCAGUCCCCAGGACCAAGACUGAGGCUUGGGGGAGCGCUGAUAGCAGCCCUGCCGGAAGUGGGAAGAGUAAAGGGUUGAAGCAGCAGCAGCAGCACCACAAGAGGCUCCUGGCGGCCAUGUUGUCCCAAGAAUCCUUUGACUCCGCCCAUAGCUCCGCCCCCUCACUCACCGAGGAGGAGAUGGAGGACGACGACGACGUCAUGGAGCUGCUGGAGGACCUAGAUGACCUGCGAAUGGAGGGGGUAACAGGGCUGGCUCCGUCAGGCAGUAAGUUCAGCCAGGGUCGUAGUUCCUACUGCCCAGAACCCCAGGCCAAGGUCACACUCAACAUCUGCUCUAGGUGUGCAAGGCUGCAGGGGGACAGUCUGUCAGAUGCCAGUAGACCAGCAGAGGAGCACCAUGGUCCCCCCCAGCGUGGACCACAGCAUGUCCCCACUCACGAACCCCCCAAUCCCCUUCACCUCUUCCCAGAACAUACUGCCGUGAACAUGCCAGAUGGACAUGGACUCCCCCAUCGCCUACAAGCUGUGCCUGUCUCCUUUGAAGGUAUGGACAAGGCCCUGGUACGAGAUCAGGAAUGUGAAUCUGCAUCCCAGAUGUUUGUCCAACACCGUCAGUCAGUCUGGGAGGCUGAUGUGAAGGUGGUUAGAGGAGGAGGAGGAGGAGGAGGAGGAGGGGGCGGAGGGAGCUCAUCCAGGGAGCUCCUGGGACAGACGGGAGGACUGUUACUAAGUGACUCCCUCUUCUCCAAAGAACUGGAGAACAUGGGAAAACACCUCGCUGAGGUGGAGAAGGACCUGGCCAAGCUGGCAGAGCAGGGGAAACUAGCCCAGCGAAGUCCUAACAGCCCCCACAGCUCUCUUCUACUCACCCCCUUGUUCCACACUCUCCCGGCCACACUCCUCCCCAAUACCCUCCCCUUACCCGGCCAGACUUCCAGACCUCAGUCUCCCGUCCUCACCCGCUCAGCCAAGCCCAGCUCUAUAGGUUAUCCCCUGGUCAGUCCUAAACUCAGCCCCCUGCUCACCCGGAAGCCCACCUCCCUCACCAUGACCGGCAGCCACCGGACUCGUUCCCCCAGCAACCCCGGCAGCAGAACAACGACCCCCAGAACCCCCAGCAGCGGACCGAUGACCCCCAACAGCCUGCUGACCUACAAGUCGGGCAUGAUGGCCGUGACCCCAGGGGUCGGUGUUCACGGAGGUCACAGGGGUCAUAAGGAGGUGACCUUCAGGAAGUCACGGAGCAGGCCGGUGACCCCCACCAGUCAGCCAACCCGACCCAGGCCCCUGCUCACGCCUCCUGGGCUGAGUACAACAGAUAGUCUGGGCAAGGCCUCCAGCCUCAAGGCCUAUCUGUCAGAGGAUGAGUUCUACAAGCAGCUACAGGCUAUCAGACAGCCAUUGCACAUUCCCAUUGACACAGAGAGUGACAUCCUGGAACCACUUGAGCAGGACAAGUGUGGGGUACGGGAUGCCAAUAAAAGAUCAGUGUUCUCAGGUAAAAAUGUCAAAAGCAUGUUUCAAGUGUACCAGUCUGACCCAAUCAACCAGUCAUAAUCAACCAGUCAUAAUCAAACAGUCAUAAUCAACCAACAUCUCACUCAUCUUCUUGUCUAUAUACACAUUUUGAAAACUGUAACACAUUCACACUUUAUUCUUAAAGCAGAACAUAUUUUUCCGCUCAGAAUCACACCAACGUGGUCUUCCGGACCACCAAAGGCCUUAUACAUUACCAGGUAGUAGUCGUGGAUAUGAUAUAUUGCUCGGAUUAUAUUGCAUAGAUAAUAUUGUAUGGAUUAUAUUGUAUGGAUUAUAUUGUGUGGAUUAUAUUUGUAUGUAUAUUAUGCUAACAUGAUUAUGUGGAUCAAAAAGCCAUCCAAUAAGAAUCAACCAGCCUAGAGCUGGUAUAUAUUCAUUUUUAAAACAAUAACAUAUUUUCUACUUAACCCUUUAAAGUGUAACAGAAUUUACGCUCAAAAACAAAACAAUCUAGUCUUGCAAUGGCGUUAUUAACAGGUAACAGCAGCAAUGGAUUACAUAUAUUAUUAUAUGGGUCAACAAGCCAUCCAAUAGCACCAUAAUAUUAGCCAGUAUGUUUCUCAUUAGUAGUAUAUAUACCGAUCAACUUUGGGUUGAGACUCCUUUACCCCCAUUAGACAAACGGGAGACAUCUUUAUUUGACAUGUCUGUCCGCCAAUGACCUCACUCAGAGUCCCCGGCAACCACCGCAGUGUACAUUUGCCCCAGAAACCACCAAUGGGUGACUCAGAAGCCUCCACCUUCCUUUAUUGACCCACCAAUUAGCCGCUAGAUGGAAGACGUAGUGGCUUGGUAAUGCCGUUGGGGGACGUCAGUCAUUUUGGAGAGGGGGAGAAAGAGGGGUGGAAGAGGAAGGAGAGAAGAAAUGGGGAAAAGGGAGCCAGAAGCGUGAGGGAGAGAGAGAGAGAAUGUCAAAGAAAGAGGGAAGGAAGGAGAGAGACUGGAGGAAACAGAGAUGCAGGCACCUUCCACACAUCGUGUCAAGGCUUUACAGAGUUUAAAGAGGUUUAACACUGUGAAUCCUAUUGAACAUCUGUGGAAAGACUUGAAGAUUGCUGUUCACCCCCGCUCCCCAUCUAAUUUAACAGAUCUUGAGAAAAUCUGCAAGGAAGAAUGGGAGAGAAUCCCCAAAUCCAGAUGUGCAAAUCUGAUACAGGGUUUAACACUGCAGACAGCGUCAAGGCUUUACAUGGUAUAACACUGCAGACAGUGUCAAAGCUUUACAUGGUAUAACACACUGAAGCCCAUUGAAAAUAUGUGGAAAGACUAGAAGAUUGCUGUUCACAGCUGCUUCCCAUCUAACUUAGCAGACCUGAUAAAAUCUGCAAGGAAGAAUGAGAGAAAAUCCCCAAAUUCAGAUGACACAAAGCUGAUAGACGUACCCAAGAUGACACAAAGCUCUAUUCACAGCCAAAGGUGCUUCUACAAAGUAUUGCCUCAGUGGUGUGAAAACAUGUAUAAAUUAGAUAUUUAUGUAUUUUAAUGAUCAAUACAUUUGAAUAAAAAAAUCUAAAAACAGGUUUUCACUUCGUCAUUAUGGGGUAUUGUGUGUAGAUGGGUGAGAAUUUUUUAAAUAUUUAAUCCAUUUUAAAUUCAGGUUGUAACACAAAUUGUGGAAUAAGUCAAGGGGUAUGAAUACUUCCUGAAGGCACUGUAUAGUGGACUACUUUUGACCAGCGCCGUAUAGGGAAUAAAGUGCCAAUUGGGACGCGACCCAGAAAGUGUCUGAUUGGUUAGAGGAGGUUGUCUGCAGUUCUGCCUUAUUAUGGCUCUAGGUUGUCAACACGUUCUGCCCACAGUUCCCAGAGUCAGAGAGAGAGAGAGAGAUCGGGCCGGCGCUUUGGCUAUCUGAGAUGCCAUGAACUAACACUGCAAUGGUAACCAUGACAAACCACCAACAAUCCAAUGCUGUAACCAUGACACUCGACCCAAACCCUUAUGCUGUAAACAUGACACUCGACCCAAACCCCAAUGCUGGGUGCUGAUGUCACGGUUCCCCUAUCACUCAUCUCCCAGAAUUUAUAGCUUGAAAUAUCGGUCUCUGGAUGCCCCGCUCUCUCGGUCCAAACUCAACCAAUCAACCAGGCUCCAUUCUCAUUUUCCCCCUCAUGUUUAUGUUUGACAUGUUCAAAUAUUAAAGUCUGUUUUAUUGUAAUGGCUCAGGCUAUUAUUCCUUAUUAGCGGUUGUUGAAUUGCUUGCGUCUGAAUCUUGGUAUCUAAGGAGUCUGAUUUAGUGUUUUCAUCUGUGUGUGUGUGUGUGUGUGUGUUUUUUUUUUUUUU